Gekko japonicus is the source of this 1965-nucleotide messenger RNA. RefSeq lists its product as uncharacterized. NCBI's taxonomy places the organism in Eukaryota, Metazoa, Chordata, Lepidosauria, Squamata, Gekkonidae. The record is from RefSeq and is a predicted model, not a curated record. The transcript has a single exon. The annotation marks the transcript as partial.
AUGAAAACUGGACACGAAUCCACAAUCAGACUAAUUAAGGAAGAACGGAUUGCCCAUAUACAGUCCCUAGAGGAGCUCGCUCGAGAGGACUUGGCCAAACUGGCGGUAGACCUAGGGAAAGCGCACGAUUCCCAGGUCCGAACUCUCAAGGAGGAGCAGGCUGCACGUAUACGGUCUCUCGAGGAGCAAGCUCGAGAAGAUCGGGCACAGUUGCAGACAUCCAUGGGAGCCGGACACGAGUCCGAGAUUAGAAUCCUUAGGGAUGAACAGGUUGCUCGCUUAAACUCCCUUGAGGAGCGCGCCAGAGAGGAUCUGGCCCAGUUGCGAACAGUCCUGGGAAACGGACAUGAAUCUGAGAUAAGGAUCCUCAGGGAAGAACAGACCGCUCACAUAAAGUCCCUGGAGACCCGUGCUCGAGAGGACGUGGCAAAGUUGCAGAUCACUCUUGAGAAGGAGCGAUCUGAACACGCCAAUAGAUUGGAUGUCCAGAAGGCACACUAUGAGGGUCUGUUGGAACAGAGGAGACUGGAAUCUCAGGAAGAGUUGAGUGAGUCCCAAAGGAUUGCUGACGAUGAGAUCCAGCAACUUAGGACUGACCGAGUCAAUUUAGUCAUGGACAAAAAGGCUCUCUCCGACCAGGUCCAUGAGACCAAGCUUUUGUGUAAAGCCGCACAGGAGAAAGCCGCCCAAGCCGAGACUGCUCUGACUACGGUCACUGAGGAGCUCAGAAAGGCACAGUCCACUGCGGACUACCUCUUAAAUCGCAAACGCGAACCUACCGGUGAGGUUAGCCCGACUCCUAGCUCGAAACCCGCACUCCGGAAAAAGGAGCCCGAUACGCCCAGAGAUAGAGGCAGGAUUUCCCAUACGGAGAGCCCUGCCAGGCAUCCUGAUGGCUCUACUGAGCAGGAUGACCUGGACCUCUACCGGGACCCGGCUUCGCAGUCGGAGGACGACUCGGACUCAACGGAGCCCAUUCCGGUUAAUCCGGUGAGCGUCACUAAUCAAACGGUGACCAUAAACAACAACAGGCCACGCACGAAAACUGUCGUGGAGAAUCGCCCUUGGCGACAGGAGGAGUGCAAAGCCGUUGCUGAAGAGCUCGGUCCAUUGACCGAGAAGAACUUUGUGCAGUGGGCCACCACCGCUACCACCUCUUAUGCGGGGUUGGAAGGUGAGGAUCUCACCAUGUUGGCUCGUAAGUGUGCCACUGGAACUGCCCUUGCUGACAUUAAUUCAGCAAUAUCUUCCGGCAACUUGGUUCGAGCCACAGGAGAGGCAUGGAUCACGCAGGUGAUCACCUAUCUGAAUCCUGAGUAUUGUCUGACCGAAAUCUUUCACAAUGAAAAGCAAGGUCCCUAUGACGAUCCAGAGGUCUAUUUGGCUAGGAAGCAACUGCUAGCGAGGGUAUCUGGGAUAGUGAACGGCGCCGUCGCCCCCGUUAACUACAAUGUGCCCGCCUUCAGAGAAGCGCUAGUGAAAGGACUUAACCAACAGGCCAAACAGUAUCUUCAGCUGGACGAUCCACAGAGAGGUACAUGGGCAGAGUUACGGAACCGUAUUAGGAGAGUCUCUAUCGCCAUGAGAGGUGCUGGUGCGCUAAAGCCCCCCAAGAGUCAUAGGAAGCAAAUAAAGGACGAAGAUCCCUCCAUUCUGGAGGUGACAUACGCUAAUCACGGCGCUCAGUCUUCGGCCAACGCCUCCCAUGACCAUUCCACGGGGAAGGCGGCCCAAUACAAUCAAGCAGGAAGGAAACCCAAAGGACGCACCUUUGGAAAGGGGAAGGCACAGGCCGGCCAGGGACCAGGGAGAACGCAAUCCAGUGCGGAAAACCCCACCUCGCAAGCGCCCGCCUACGCUCCACCUCCUUUGCCACCUCCCUCCUACCAUCAAUCGCAGCCUAUGCUUCACGCGCAGCCUCCGCCGCAACCCCAUCCCGUCCACCACCAACAGCAGCAUCUGGCA